CUCCCCCUUCCGUCGACCCCUCUCUCCUCAUGGUCAGCCGUCAACGAUGCAGGUGAAGACUCCCAUGCCCGGCGUGUUCCUCCCCCGGCACUUCCGCCGCGUGGUCCCUCUUUUUGUGACCGCCUUCGUGCUGGUCUUCUAUCUCUCCAUCACAGACACCUUUGGCGAGCUCAGUGGCAGCCUGUCGCAUACCAGUGGUCGGGGCAAGCCCUUCCCGCGGAAGAUCUGGCAAUCGUGGAAGGUCAAUCCGUUUGAGUUCGAGGAGCGCGACUUGAACGUCGCGCGGAGCUGGACAUCCACAAAUCCUGGCUACCGCUACGAGGUGUUGACUGAUGGUAACGACCUAGACUAUGUGGAAACGCAUUUUGGGCCCGAUGGGCUCAAUCGUCCGGACAUCGUCAGCACCUACCGCGCCCUCACCGCAAAGAUCAUCAAGGCUGACCUUCUCCGCUACUUGGUGAUGUACGUGGAUGGCGGAGUGUACGCUGACAUCGACGUCGAGGCCAUCCGUCCUCUGGACCGCUUCAUCCCAGAGCGCUACAGCGAACGCGAGAUUGAUUUGAUUAUCGGUGUUGAGAUUGACGAGCCAGACUUCAAUGACCACCACAUCCUGGGACAGAAGUCACAGUCCUUCUGCCAAUGGACCUUCAUCAGCAAGCCGCGUCAACCCGUCAUGAUGCGGAUAGUCGAGAACAUUAUUGGAUGGCUGCACGACCUCACCGUCAAACAAGGCAAGCCCAUCGCGGAGCUGGAGCUCGACUUCGACGACGUGAUCAGCGGGACCGGGCCCUCUGCCUUCACCACCGCAGUCUUAGCCGAGAUGAGCUAUCGCACAGGCCGAGAGGUGACCUGGAAGACCUUCCAUGACAUCCCUGAGUCCAAGGUAGUGGGUGGGAUCCUGGUGCUCACCGUCGAAGCCUUCGCCGCAGGCCAGGGCCACUCAGACUCCGGCAACCACAACGCCCGCAGUGCGCUGGUCAAGCACCACUACCACGCGUCGGGAUGGCCGUCGAACCACCCACGAUUCAACCACCCGUUGUAUGGCGAAGUCGAACAGUGCAACUGGAACAAGCAAUGCGUCGCCGAAUGGGACGCCAACACAGCAGCGUUUGCGGCCCUGUCGGAGGAGGAACAAGCUCAACAGAUCGCGCUGAAGCAGGCAGCGGAUGCAGCCGCGGAAGCAGCAGACGCAGCGGAGGUGGAACUGCAGCUGGAUGAUCUAGACCUCGGGCUAAAGCAUUGAUGGUUGAUGAUUGAUGUUGUCGGAACGCGCGGUCGACACGAACACGCCAUCUAGCGCGAAUAAUUCACCAUGUGUCGCGGUCUGGAGUAACGGUUCCUCGUGGGGGUACAGUGAAUGGGUCAUGGAAGUACCUCGGAUAAUGGUUCUGUAUGGCGCAUGAUUUAUGGCUUAGAACUUGUGCUUUUUACUAUACUACGACAAGCUAGGACAUGGCGGGAGCUGUUGCUGCUAUUCAUGUUACUCAGCGUCUGAAGAAAAAAUGUCCUCAAUUUAAUUUAGUCACGUUGUCCUUCGGCCAGAUAGUGGUGGGUGGGUACGACCUCACGAGGGCUCCGACGGACGCCCAUUU
Molecule: messenger RNA, 1592 nt
Organism: Aspergillus heteromorphus CBS 117.55
Lineage: Eukaryota; Fungi; Ascomycota; Eurotiomycetes; Eurotiales; Aspergillaceae
Product: glycosyltransferase family 32 protein
Exons: 1
Coding region: 65-1243 (392 amino acids)
Biological process (GO): protein N-linked glycosylation
Cellular component (GO): mannan polymerase complex
Molecular function (GO): alpha-1,6-mannosyltransferase activity
Source: RefSeq, a predicted model, not a curated record